AUGGCUGUGUUGAGUUCGAAGCCUUUAAGGUACAAGAUUAUUCGGUUCUCGAGCCACAAGUAUCCUUUCUCCAAGUUCAAGUCAAGACAGUACUAUAACAUGACAUGUGAGGUGUUUGAUUCAAACACUUGGGCAUGGAAGAGGUUGAAGAAUGUUAGUUUACCCUAUUGUGUUUUAUUGGGCAUCGACCAGCCUUAUGUAACAUCAUGCGGCGCGUUCUACUGGCUUGUUCGGCUUGCGAGGAGCAACCAAGUGUUUGCUUUUUAUUACGAAGAUGAUAAAGAGAGUUGGGAGAUUUUCGAUUUACCAACUCCGAUGGAGGAGAGUGACCGUUUCGAUUACAAAAAACUCGUGGAGUACCAAGGUAGGCUUGCAUUGAUCAUCUGUGAAGGGGAGGUCAUGGACUUGUGGGUUAUGGAAAAUCAUGAGAAAAAGUUAUGGAGCAAGAGGAAGACAUGGACAUGGAGCACUAAAGUGUUUAAACAAGUAGAGGGCUAUAUUCCUCCUCUUGCAGCACUUUACAACAGUGAUAUUGCACUUACAAAAGGGCGCGAUGAAAAACUCAUAUUUUACAAUUUUGAAGAUUCUAGUGCUAAUGUGGUAUUUAAUAAUUUGUGCAAUGAUUGA
Messenger RNA from Prunus persica (peach), 627 nucleotides. RefSeq lists its product as uncharacterized. The coding region runs from base 1 to 627 and encodes 208 amino acids. The transcript has 2 exons. The record is from RefSeq and is a predicted model, not a curated record. Lineage: Eukaryota; Viridiplantae; Streptophyta; Magnoliopsida; Rosales; Rosaceae.